GGGGUCGGGGUCAUCGUGAAGCAGCUGACUGUGGGCCUUUGGUUUGGGGGGCAUGUGCAGCUGUAGUGUCUGGUAUAGCGUAGUGCAGUCCUUGGUGCCUUCGCAUCGCACUGCCUGCUUUUGUGCGAUGUUGACGAUGUGGCUGUCUCAUUAGAGAUUCACAGACGAAGUGCCUGCGUUUACUUUUUAGUGCUAAAAUAAGGUACGUGCUAAUUUGAGAUUUGUCGACAUGUCAGCAUCACAAGUAGUGCCCGAAUACGAUGUCAAAUUCAUUACGACGAACUCGUUGGAGACACAGGGAGAGCGAAACGUCCAAGACGACAGUUCCACUUCGUCCAUGUCCAAUGGCGCCAAAGGUAAACGGGAAUCGCACGGUUCUUCUUGGGUCUCUGCUGUUUUUCUAAUCAUCAAUGCUGCUCUUGGAGCUGGCUUACUGAAUUUCCCACAUGCCUUUGACCAAGCUGGUGGCAUAGCAGUGGCUCUUUCUGUGCAGGCAGUGCUGCUUCUGUUUGUGGUGGGAGCCCUGCUUGUGCUGGCCUACUGUGCCAGGCGGCAGGAGUGUUCCACAUACCAAGAAGUGGUGCUGCGUGUGUGUGGGCCACGUUUCUGGAGCUGCUGCUCACUGGCAGUGGCACUCUACUGCUACGGGACCUGCAUCACCUUUCUAGUCAUCGUAGGGGACUUCUCAGAUCGCAUUUUUGCAUCUCUCUACGGGCCAAGCUACUGCAUCCACUGGUUUAUGCACAGGGACUUUGUUAUUGUCACCGCAUCUAUUGUUCUCAUCCUCCCAAUGUGCUUUUCACGGAAGAUUGAUUUUCUCAAAUACCCCAGUAUAUUUGGUGUGCUUGCUGCCCUUUAUUUGGUUCUACUGAUCGUGGUGCAGUACUUUGUUGGGAACUCGAAGUCAUCUGGUACCAGAUCCUCUCCCAGCUCUCUGGAAGAUGUUUUGACUGCUGUUCCAGUAGUAUGCUUUGGCUAUCAGUGCCAUGUGAGUUCGGUCCCUAUCUACUCGUGCCUUGAGGACCGGCGGCUGUCUACAUUCGCCAAGGCAGUGCUGAGUGCCACCCUUUUGACAGCCUCGCUGUACACGGUAGCAGGGGUGUUUGGCUACCUGACAUUUGGCCAGGGGGUUGCUAGCGAUAUACUAGAGCUCUAUGAUGCCCGUCAGCCACUAGUAUUGGUGGGAAUCCUGGCCAUGGCACUCAAGAUCAUCACUACAUACCCCAUCCUUAUCUUCUGUGGCAGGACAGCAGUGGAUGAUCUCUACGGACAGUUGCGGAGCCUUGAUGAGGAUGGUAAACGCAAUAGUGAGCUGCUUCGACGGAUAACAAUUGUGUCAAUAUGGUUUUGCACCACGGUUGUCCUGGCCUGCCUUGUACCAAACAUCAGCAUUGUCAUCCGUAUCAUUGGCUCCCUUGCUGCUACCUUCAUUUUUGUCUUUCCCGGUUUGUGCCUGUUGUUUGUCUCCAUCAAACUGGACGGGUCGUACUAUUUUGCCAAGACUAAGUGGAAACUGGCAACAGCAGUGCUGUGCGUGGCACUGGGCAUGUUUGUCUUUGGCCAAGUACUCACCAUGUCUAUAAUGGACGCUGCUUCAGGUCAUGGGCAGGCUGCGGACGUUCAGCUCUGUACAGUGCCAAAGAUGGUUCGCCUGUAUUCUUACUUCUAGUACAAGGUCCAGUUCGAGUGACAGGGAACUUAACCACAGGUCUUACAACACAUGCUGUGGGUACUUAAAAAGUGCAACGGAAAGUCAUGGAUGAAAAACUCAUGCUGCUCCUUUGUUGUAUUACUUUGUUUUGUGGUUCUUGCAUAAUGUAGCCACUUGGGCUAAUGUCAGGCCUUGGGUAAUGCUCUGAAGUAAAAGAAGCACAAUGGAAUUUCAUUGUAUACAUAUACUCUGUUAGGGGCAUCAUGAAUGCGUAAGCUAGUCUGUGUAUGUUCACAUCUUUCAAAGUAUAUGGCUACUUUGACUCUGUGAGAGCCUCCGUGAUAUUGUUUUAAGUGAUGCCUAUUUACUCAUAUUACGUGAUAUACUGUAUCUAGUAUUAUGUAUUUGCUCAUCUGUCAAUGGCGGGCCCUAGGCAGAUUUUAUUUCUUAGAUUUUACCAAAUGACAGUCUUCAGUGAUGUUGAUAUUUAGCAUGCGCUAAAAAAAAUAAAAGAAAAGAAAAAAAAUUGUGUGGUUGCAUUAAAGCGAUGUCUAGUGCUUGGAUCAUUGACGCUAGCCCAGGUGACUGGAAUACUACUACCACAGGUGUGCCCAAGGAUCUGCGUCAGCGUAUGCCAAGCCUUUUCACGGUACCCAUCCCCUUCCACAUUCCCAUCUGUACCUUCUCAGCAGCCUCAUGUUUGCUUCGUGCAUACCAGCUAGUUGCAAAGCCUUGAAAUGUCCUAGACAGCCACUGAACUUGUUCAAGCAUGAAGGAAAGCAAAGCAUAUUUAACUAUUUGGCACUCUUGAAAUUCAUCAAGGAGUGUGAUACUAUUCUAAUGUACUCGUCUUUCACGGUUAUUUUUGUGCUCUGUGGGACACCAGACAUUGAUAAAUUGAUAGGGUUUAUUAACGUCCCAAAGGGCAACACUGGGUCUAUAAAGGGCACUGUAGGCGCAAACCAUUGGAUUAAAUUUUCCAUCUGUUCUUAAUAUGCACCCAGAGCUCAGUAUGCAAGUGUUUUUGCAUUACGCCCCCAUAAAAUGCUUGCACCGCGGCUGAGAGAGCAUCAGAUGUUAUAAGAAAACCUAGCAACCCCCACAUGGCAAGCCAUAAGUUGAGGUUACACACUUAAGACUACUACUAGUACUGCACUGCAACCAAGGUAAUGGGUCAGCUUGUCAUAUGUGUUCAGCUUCCACAUAUGUUUUGCGUAAUAAAGCAAUUGUGUUGCAAGUUUUGGCAAGCUGGCAUUUCGUGUCUGAUACCACUUGCUGGGUGGGGGUGCAUGUACAUAUACUCAGUCUUAUAUUUAGCAGGCAACACUGUUCAUGCUUGCAGGUUUCAUGGUAAAGUAUUUUAGGUCCGCAAUGCUUCAGUGGCAAUGACUUCACAUGUUAAGAUCAACAUAUGGUGUUGCUGUCACAAAAAGUCGUACAGCUUUCUUUUGUUAUUAUUAUGCAGCUUGUGAUAUGCAGCACGCAAUGGUUUGGUCACAGGUGCAAGCAAUGUGCUGUGGAAGGUGUGCAAGCACGUAGCUCGGCAGGGAAAAAGAAAAUGUACAACUCGGGUGAAUUCAGUCGUAAAGUGGUUAAAUAUGUGAAGCACUCUGUCUUAAUUUCUUCAUGUAUUAUGACUGCAGUGUGAGGUGUUAAUAGUGCUAUGUCAGAGAAUGUGAUGGCUUUCAUACCUUCGGCCUCCUAUAUGUGACAAUUUUUAAUUGCAAAUAGUGGCAGUGCAAAAGAUGUUCUAGCUUUCACAUUUUUGGCUGUGAAAUAUUAGUGCUAUUGACAGUUCGGAAUGGUAAGGGGAAAGCAUCCCACUAUUUCUUCAAGUUCAUGGGAACAUGCUAUUCUGCUUAUGGCAUACCAUUUCAUUGUGCUUUUGGCAGACAUGAAUACAUGUAAAGCAGUACAUGUAGCUUGCUUCAGAUUUAUUAUCGCCACGUUUGACAUCACAGCUGCACAGAAGUGCUGCACUUUUUUUUAUGGUUGUCAAAUAUGCCCACCAUGUGUCUCAGUUGAUAUUGCCUUCUGCUGCUGAAAAGUGGUUGUGGGUUAAACUUUUUAUGGGUAUGGAAUGCAAAAACAGCUAUUUGCAAUGCUCUAGCUGCACAUUAAAUGAGUGCCAAUGCAAAAUAAUUACCUUUUCUUGAACAGAUAGCUUUCAAUUCCUCAAGGCUGCAACAAGCACAGUAGGAUUUCGUUAUAAUGAACCUGCAUAUAAUGAACUGCUCAUGCAGAGAAACACUAGUCUCUAUUAACUCCCAUAGGUGUCCAUGUAUGUUUGGUCAUGAUGUAGUGAAGAUGGCUGUUGUAGGGGAAACAGAUAUGUAAAUGAAAAAAAUAAAUGUCUUCACUAUAUCCAGAAUGACAUGAAUAGUUUUGUCAUAGAAAAUAAAGUGUGGUCACACUCACCAUGGUUUUGGCACAAUGUUUCAGUCACAAUGACAAUUUGUGCGUGCACUAGCUGUUCUAAAUUCUUAUCAGUGCUUUCUUGAUAGAGAAAUGGUCGUAGUGUCCAUUUGCGUGGUGAUAGCAGCCUGUGAAUCUGUGUCGAUAAAGAGCAAAUUUGUGCUCUUUUCACUAAGAAUCAACCAACUGCACUUAGAAAAUUUUUAUCAUUGUUACAAAAUGGCAAAAUCGUGAAGUGCAGCUAUAGCGAAAAAUUUUCUCAGCCUCGAAAACUUCACGACAAUGAGGUUCUAUUGUAUUCACACCAUCUGGAAAUUUAAAAUGUGCACGAAGUGCACCAUGACUUCGGCCAUGUGGCAGGAUGUGUAAUCCAUGUGGCAGGACUUCGGCCAUGUGGCAGGAUGUGUGGCAGGAUGUGUAAUCAAAAUUGGUAGGUGGUGGUCACAGGGCAAAACACACCGCUGACAUGUACUACUGUGAGCAGUAUGAGCGGGAACACGUGAACGCACAGCAAAUAGCCUUGAAAUAGAGUUAGUGUGAUACGCGGAUGGCGCUGUCGAAAACAAAGGGAAAGGAAGGCGCUCAUCCGCUAACUGUUUGCACUCCUGCCUCGCUAGUGUUGCUACGAAACUGCAGCUGAUUGCGUUUCACAGGCCGCUAGUGAUAAGGUGGUUGCAGCAUACAGAGCAUGGCAAUGUGUUGCUUACAGUUCUGCGCAAAAUCCCUCUCUCUCUUUCUCUCUAUGAUACGCACGGGACAUCUGGCAGUGAUACCGGCUUGAUGCUAUAGCGCCUGUAAUAGCAUUCAUGCACAGGGAAAAGCAGUAUUGUUUUUUUUUACUUAUUUUGCUGUAUCCUGGUUCUCAUGAACGGAGAGAAGUUACAUGCAGAAGUCAGUUGAAAAGUCUUUAUUGGGUGCUUGCAACAUGGCAAUGAACUUUGAAUGCACGUAAAAAAAGCACCCCAUUAUAUAGGCAUUAGUUUGCCCUUUUCUUGCGUUUGGUGGGCUAAUAAAAGGUCAUGGCUCUGCUGGCUUGAAUGAUGGCCUCCAUUCUUUCUGGCAGAGACCCGUAGAGAGCCUCGACCAAGGCUGUGUCACCUUGAAGAAGUUUCCACUCUUCUUGUAUAGCUUCCCACUGUUCAUCAGCAGUCGCCAAGUCCAAGGAGAGCAUGAAAAGGUUAGCCUUCAUACAAACAUGCUGUAUUAUGUUCAUGCCUGCACCCUUCGCACACCACUCAAGGUGCAUUACCCCUUGUUCAUCUAAAAGACGUGUCACGACCUUUGCUGUAUGCAUAGGAGACAAGUCCUGUUGGAAUAGAUAGUACCCAUACGGGUGUGGACCAUUCAAUGCAUAUGGGAUCAUCUUUUGCUCCAGCAGUAUGCAAUACGCCACACUCUUAAAUCUCCCAGAGAUUCUUGCAAGGGAACUUAGGCCGUCACUUGAAAUAGCUGCUCAUACGUUUACUGACGUGCAUCCACUUGUGGCCGCCUCCUUAAUGUUCUACGGACAGGAACGUGUGUUCUCCAUGCAAUACUUUUCUGCUGGUGCCAGCAGCUCGAGAAAGUAGAUUCGUCGGAGAAGACUACAUAUUUCCAAUACGUCACCCUCCAGCUGCAGUGAUUGACAGCGAACUUCAGGCGAGCAGUUUUGUUAGCAGCUGUGAGAAGGGGCUUCUGAGCGGUGAUGCGACUUUGGAGUGCGAAUUCCCUUAAUCUUGCCGUAACAUGCUGUCACUUAUAUUUGCCAGGUCAAGACUACUGCGCACGUCCUUUGCGUUUUGAAAUGGCUUCUCAUUGAGUGCAGCAACAAUUUGUAGCUCUUGGUCCAUCGAAGUGGCGCGGGGUCGCCUCUUGUGUGGUGCACCCUUAAUGCGUCCUUCAUCUCUAUAUACUUGGACUACCCUGUUGAUGGUUUUCAACUGGCAGCCUGUCAAGGCAGCAAUGUUGCGCUGCAUGUAACCUUUCUUUGACAAUUCUACAACUUCUUGCCGCUUAUGCAAAGGCACUCGCGACAUCAUUAGGUGCUGAAACACAGAUUACUGCUUGGCACGUACAGCCGUGGUCUACUUUGUAAGCAUAUUCUACGUAAAAUAGUUGUCUCAAUGCUCAGCCAACACCACCUAGAUAUAAGCAAAUCCUGUGUAUCACGGCAGGCCAUGUCACGGCAGAUCCCUCGGUAUUUAUGUAGCCUGAUGGAUCUUUGGAUGUGGCUGCACGCUCUGAUACGAACUCGUAUCAUCGCUAGCGGCCUGUGACGCGCAAUCAGCUGCCAUUUCGUAGCAACAUUAAUGAGGUGGGAGUGCAAGCAGUUAGCGGAACUGCGGCACCCUUUCCACUUUGUUUCCUACAGCGGCCACCGCGAAUUGCCCCACACCGGGUUGGAGGCUAUUUGCUACAUGUUCGCAUGUUCCCGUUCAUAUUGCUCACAAUAGUUCACCAUGACUAUGGCUCUGAAACCAGAGAUCAUUGAGUACUCCACAGGAUAAGAGGGGAGAGUGAGAGCGGCUCCCUGCAUUCCCAAAGAGGCAACAGCUAAGGACCAGGUUUGACCCAUGUCAAAUGCAGAGAAGCACAAAAUGAAGGAUGAAAGCGCCAAUUUAGUGGCUCCCAGCCAUCUUUCGACGAUGUAGUCAUUGUCUGGCUUUCAGCCACUGCACCACACUAACAUACAACAUAUUGUCUCUUGCAGCUUCCUUGUAAGAUACGUCAAAUGUCCUGUUGACUGUUCACUGCUUUUUUGCUGUAAAUGUACAGUUGACUUGAUUUUAAGGUCGAGUCAUUAAAUUCUUUGCAUUUGUGGCAAUAUCCUUGUUUUGUUGGUGCUUUUAAAUACAGAUUUUUACUUUGGGCCCUGGCCCUGUGCGUAAUGCACAAUAGCUUAUGAGGAUCAUCUAGCAAAAGAUAAGGUGCUCUGAAUAGUGCUUCAUAAGGUUGGAUAGUGUAAAAAAUUUCAACUCGAGGAGAGCAAGAGCUGGACUAAACAAUUUCAUUUAGGUGCAUGUUAAAGAACCCCAGGUGGUCAAAAUAAAUCCGGAGUCCCUCACUACGGUAUGCCUCAUAAUCAGAUCAUGAUUUUGGCAUGUAAAACGCCAUACUUAAAAAAACAUUUCGAAAAAAAAUUGGAGGCAUUUGUGUUUUGGAUUUCAUUUAGAGAAGCCAUUCUUGCAUUGGACAGUCCUAUUAAAGAGUCACCUGACAGUGUUUUAGCAUAGUCAUUGUUUCAGGAAAAAUUCUCUAUGGUGGUGCACUGAAUUUUCGUAGCUAAAUCUCUGAUACAGUGAGAUAGGCACUUCAUUUUAUUUUUAAGAAUACUUCUUGACGUACACGUUUACAUACUUUUACUAUUUUUUUGACAUCUUUGGAUUUCUCAGCAUUUUCUAAUGCAAACUAAGAAAAAGCUUGAUAUUGUAUAUAAAUUUUAUUAAUGUCUCAAUGUAUCCAGUGUGCCAGAGACAUCAGUACUAUAUGAAAGACCUUAGGCAUGUAUAUUGCUGUAUAUGUGGUGGAAACAAGCAUUCUAGCAGCAUCCCCUCCCUCACUCUCUUUUUCUUAUGCAUAUGGACCAAAUAAAUGCUCUGUAAUGAAUGGGAUCAUGACUGUUGUGGGCACCACAAUGUGCUUGCCUAUUUCCUUUUUGGUGGCUGUGAUGCUCGUCUGGGGAUAUGCUCAAUUGUUGGUUUAUUGAGUAUUCCAAAUUUCAAGUCUUAGUGACUGCAGAACACAAUGUUCUCUUUUGUUGAAAUCAUAUUUUCAUAAAUGUUAUUUUAGGAGUUUUUAUUAUGAAAUAGAGCAUCUGUAGUGUUUUUUGCCUAGUGUGCAGUUAGAGGUUCCAUCUGUGGGUUUAUUUGCACUUGCCUUAAAACACUAGCUUUGUUUAUAGCAAUGCACACUGAGUGGGUUAGGAAAGCUUCCCAUUUGCAGACAUUCCUGAUAACGGCUCUGGAGCUCUUUAUCAAAAUGUGAUGUACGGUGUAUGGUUGUAUGUGUCUGGUGUUGGUGUGAAAUCAGUGUUUUUACCUCCCUUCUUUUCAUCUGGUGAAGAGAUUGUAAAUUUUGGCAAAUCGAUAAGUUUCCACCUUGUAACCCCAGUGUGACAUAAAUUUAAGGGCAACAGAGGAAUACAAAACUGGGGCUGUAAACAUUGUUCCAGGUUUUUAGUGGGACUUUCAAUGUGAAACUUAAAGUUAAUGCUUCUGGAAAAGUCUCAAUACAUCAAACAUGUUCUGCUCGCUGCCACAAGAAUCAACACUUGCAAUUAGACUUGUCAACAUUCCUUGAUACAUGUCUAGCGAUACCAUGCAAAUUCACCUUAUUUCUGCCUACCCUGGGUAGAAAAAAUAUAACGCGAAGUCUCGAUAUAACGAACUUCAGGGGACUCCAGUAAAUUGUUCAUUAUUUUGAAAGAUUGUUAUAGUGAAAGCCCUACAAUUCACCAUACCUCCCAUCAACCCAUCAGUUCAUAAGUUGUCGCCAUAUGAGCUAUCCACGAAAAUGUUGCUGUUGGCUCUCGGCACGCGCUGCUGCUGUUUUCUAUAGAUUCCAUUGCCACGCACUAGCGAAGCACCAUAUAACAGGAGUGACGCGCACAAAACAGACGCUGAUGCCAAGAAAACUACCGACAAAUAGGUAGCUUCAUGUCGCCUCCAUAGAGCAAUAUUUCUUGCUUUUUGUUUGUUUUUCACGCUCGUUACCGUGCACACCUCAACUGUCGCACUCGAGGCGGACAACCAUGUCAAAGCGCAAGCGCACGUAAACGACACUGACUGAAAAGUGCAAAGUGCGACCGUGUGGCAUCCCCGCGAGUACGAAGGUUACAUUUCGGGCGUAGCUAGUACGGCCGCAGAAAGAGAAGUGGUUCUUGCGAGAGAAAGGAGGAAAGGCUGGCACUAUCUUCUGCAACCCUUGCGGGAGCACGACUCAGUGCCAGCGGGGCAGGGGAGAUGGGAGUAAAGGAGAUAAAAGGUAGGAGGGAGAAAGAUAAUGUCGCCAUGGCAGCAAUGGAGCAGACCGGCAGGGAGGGCCCACUGGUUUCGACCGAAGGGGUGGGCUGGUGACAGACUACAGGAGGUGGUCCAGCAAAAGCUAGGUUGGGGCGGAUCAGGAGGCCCGGGGUGGUGGGGUAGUCGUUGGGCUAUCCGUCUUUACAGAAACGUCCUGCAGUCUCGCCGAGAGCCCUGACGAGUUGAGGUACUCGACGACACUGAGGAAGGCUGGUAGCUGGUUGCAACCAGGGAAAAGGAAGCAUUUCUGCCAUGCACACGGAAGCCCCAGGCGGUGGAAUUCCUGCAGGAGUCGACCACAAUGCUGCAGGUAAGCAGGGCCGGCCAGCAGGAGGUGCUCGAGUGUUUCUGGGUCACCACAGGAACCACAGGCUGGUGAGGUGAUGAUCCCAAGGCUACGGCGGCGGGCUGCUGUCAAAUAGCAGCCAACUCUCAGGUGAAGCAGCAGCGAGGUAUCCCUGCGUGGGAGGCUGUGCUGUGGAAUAGGCCAUGGAGGCCAGCCCAGAAAUACCAGUUUGUCCAGGUGGCAGGUGAUGAUGUGCCAGCGCAGCCUGUGCCUUGUGAAAUCUGCAGUCAUUACAGCAGGGCUGAGGGGGACAGUGGAGUGGUGGGCACUUUUUGCAAGAGUUUCGGCCUCCUCAUUGCCCAGGAUCCCCACGUGCACCAGUAACCAGUGCAGGGAUAGUGUGCACCCUGCCUCCUGCAGGGCCUACAGUCUCAAAGAGAGCAGUGCAACCCCCAAGGCUAGCCCUUUCAGGUCUCUGCAGGCAGAGCAGAGCUGCCUUGGAGGUGCGGAAGAUGGCUGUUGGGGUCGCUGGCAAUUCCUCUGCCAGUAAAUCCACACCAAGGUGGAGACCUGCUACCUCUGCUGUGGUAGAGCUUGCAUGUCCCGGAAGACGGCACAGCUUGCCCUUUCGUAGAGUGGGUGCAACACAGGCUGCUGUGGAUGAGCCCGUGUCUGGCAUCAUGGAUCCAUCCACAAAGAUGUGCAGGUGGGCCCCAAGUCUCUUAUGGAGGAGAGAGGCAGCCGUCUCCUGAAGGACGCAUGCUGGGGAGCAUCUCUGGGAGAUACCUGGCAGCUCCGUCGUGAUGGGGACUGGUGGUCUCUGUAGUGGGGGUGGCUGUACAGCAUUUGCUUGUCCCCUACAACUUCCUCAUAGAAGUCACACAGCCAUCCCAAGUGUGAUGCAGGCCGGGAGCGUAGGCGAGUCCGGAGGGCUUGACCGUCUGCUGCAUGGUGCAGGCGAUCAAUGUGUCGUAGCCCCUAUUGCAGGAAGAGUAGCGACAGGGGCCAGGCACCUGCCUCGGCAAGAGUGGCAGCCACUUGAGAAAUUCGAGGAAUGCCAAGGCAGAGCCGGACUGCUGACCAAUUCUGCAGCUCCAGCUUCUGAAGACGGGGUCGGGGCAGUUCCACCAGAGGGAGGGCAUACAGCAGCCGUGAAGUGGCUGCAGCUUCAAAGAGCUGUAGGGCCCACCUGGUGGUACAGCCCUGUCCACGGGCAAGAGGCUGUGAGAUUGCCUUGCGGACCAGAAGUGUCUGAGCGUACAGGGCCUUGGCAGCUAGCAGCCAGGUCAGCCUAUGGUCAAUACGCAGCCCCAGGUAGGUAGGUGAAUGCCAUGCUUCAUGGGAUCUGGACGCCCUCCAGGCGCAGCCGGGCAGCUGAGCUACAAGCUACUGCGAAACGCAAAAGAAAGAGCUGUGCUCAGAAAGAAGGAAGAGGCGCACCUCCAUUGCUAGGCAGCACUUUCCCGGGCGGAGUAUGCGCUCGCAAAAACUGAUGCGUCGUCGCCUCCGCUCACCCGCAUAUUUUUUUUACUUCGGGCACCGUCUCGGGUUUUCUGAACCCAUGUGCCGCGACGUUCGCUCUGCGCCUUGUCGUCUACUAACCUACUGUUUUGGCUACCGUGAAGGAUACACGGAAAUCUAAGAAUCCCUAGAUUUUGGAAUAUUGGUUCGUAGUACUGAGGCGUUAAUAACAUCACAGGUAAACUGAAUAACGAUCGUUAUUCUGAAAAGUUCGGUAUUCUGAAGAUGGUAGUACUGAAAUAUUUUUACAUUGGAAUCUAUAAGAAGUCAGCAGGGAAUUUCUGAAAAGUUUCUUAAUCUGAAAGUUCGUUAAUGUAGUGUUCGUAGUAACGAGGGCAGGCACAACUUUGAAAACAGAAGUGUGGCAUGUGCCUUAGUGACACUGUUCUUUGUAUUCAUUUUGUGUCUUACUGUGGUUCAAGUAUGUUGAUAUAUCCUCUGUGGAACAGUAUGGUCAAAUGUUUGCUGUGGAUUUCAGAUGACUGUUGAAAAUAGUUGUUUCCUGCAUUCUUGUCCUUGUGGCCAAAGGCAUACAAAAGGUCUGCUGGCCCUGCUUGCAUGAUUCGCUGUGUGUAGGAUUACAACCACAUAGGCUUGGUCAAAGUGAAAUGAGAAAUGUUUUAAUCUCCUGUUGCUAGUUCUCUAUUCUGAUUGCGGCUGCACAUUCAAGGUUUAUGUACUUUGUCAGGGAAAUUCGGUGAAAUUUAUUUGGCAAAGCCAAAGGUUAAUUACCAAAUGGAAAUAACUUCUUGGAGCCAUGAGCAAAAAAUGAGCCCAUGGAAAGUGCUCCAAGCUCUGCGUUAGCUUGUAGGCUAGUGAUAUGCAGGAGAUAACAAAUUUGUAUUUUUCGAUAUUAUCAGCACUAUUUUGUAGAUGCCACAUUCUACAGUUGACCAAAAAUGCAACUCUUUAUCAAAGACCCAUGCAGUGACUCGCAUUCUCCUCAAUCUCUCAACAGUCUGUAGUAUGACUGUGGGAGUUCAGACUAUGUUAUAAGCUGCUAUGGCCAUUGCAUUUGACCUAACCUGUAACCGAGCAGCACUGCGAUGCCCAUUCUGUGAUGCAGUGCAUGCCAUAGUUUGUUUUGGCCACUUAUCCUAUGUUUAUCAUUGCUGGAAGGAACACAAGUGGCCAUGGCUUUGCAUACUAUCAGCAUUGCCUAAUGAUUUGCAGUGUAUAAGUGCAGUGCAAGCAUGUUUGGUGUUGAUUAAUUCCUAUUACGUGCAUAACUUUACACAAGCCAUAGGCACCAUCUCCUUUGCUCAUAUGCCUCAUGCUGUAUGUCAUGUGGAAGCUGUGUGCAGGUGGAUAUCUUAUUGACCCAAGCUCAAAUGAACAUAAGUCAUAAUGGAAGGUUUUUUUUUUUUUUAUGCCUAUGCACCUUCAUUUACUUGCCGUAAAAUUUGCGAAAAAGGGAGGGAGGGGGGGGGGAGUUUAAUAGUGUAAUAGUGGCAUCUUUCAUUUUCCUGUUUGUUUAUAUUGAGAUUUGUGAAAAUUGGCUACACUUGCAUGUUAUUUUGUGUUUCCACUUGCAUGUAGUGUCCAGGCAGAUUCCACAAGACAAAAAGCACGCAACCACCAGCAUGCAAGUGCUGUGGUGAUGUGAUGCUUGCAAGGUGUAUGUAUAUUCUUGGCCAUAUGUGCACUGCUCAUCUGUUAAGCUAUGCUGAUAGCAUGCAGACAAGUGCUUUCGUGUUCCCGCCAGCAUGACCAAGGCAUUGCAUCAUGUUAGUCCCGUCAUGAUUGUAUGCCACAUACAAGUGACUUCAAUCUCGCAACUCUCUGUAUUGGUGACUGUCGCUCUGGCUGCAGCGGUGACCAAGUUUCAAAUAAGUUUCAGAUCUGUUUUAUUUCAUUGAGUAGCAUUAAAUGAAUAGCAUUGUAAAAUAACAUUUUCAUUUACUCAUGAGCUGUAAACACUUAUUUUGCGCAAAAAAUUAUUGUAAUUGUAGCUGUGCAGCAGUCACUGUGUCACCAUAGUCAAAAUGUGCAAUAGUGAAUACUGUGGUUGCAUUCUUUAUUUCUUGGGAGAAGUGAUAUUUAACCAUAUUUUCAGCUGUUAUAUAUGUGUAUGUGUGUGUGUGAAUGUGGGCACAUUCUUGAUGUGGCUAAAAUGGUGUUUGGAAAUAAAGACAUAUUUUUUCAACAAUCA
Molecule: messenger RNA, 13025 nt
Organism: Dermacentor albipictus
Lineage: Eukaryota; Metazoa; Arthropoda; Arachnida; Ixodida; Ixodidae
Product: sodium-coupled neutral amino acid transporter 7-like
Biological process (GO): amino acid transmembrane transport
Molecular function (GO): L-amino acid transmembrane transporter activity
Source: RefSeq, a predicted model, not a curated record